CCACGGGCCAUCCUGGACAGUUCGGAACCUUUAUUUGAUAAGACAGGCGUUGCUUUCCGGACGUGUUUGUGUGAGACGCCGCUGUCAAGACGGUCACAACUCGGAAGCUAACAAUAUUUUGGUGCCAGGAAGAUGAGCACCAAACAGGUGACCUGCAGGUACUUUCUGCAUGGAGUGUGCAGGGAGGGCAGCCGCUGCAUGUUCUCCCAUGACCCCUCCAACAGUAAGCCCUCCACCAUCUGCAAGUUCUACCAGAGAGGAGUGUGUGCCUACGGAGAACGAUGCAGGUAUGACCACGUAAAACCGUCGUACAGAGUAGGGCCCGGUCUUUCAGACAACAAGGCGGGAGGAGGCUCAGAAGGCGGAGCUUCAGUCAGAUCUGAACCCAGGAAGACGAUGGUCCUUAGAGAGAGAGCCGAUUUUACUUCCUGCCUACAAACAGACUUGAUGGACAAAAAUCUGUCAGUGGGGCAGGUCGACAGCAUGUUUGGGGGUCAAGCAGGCGGACUGGGCUCAGAGGUCACAGCUGCAGCGCCCCAGUCAUACGUGGAUGCCAUCAGAACGGGCUUGGAAGCUUCGGCCCCAGAACAAGCGCCUUCUCCGAUGGGCGGGGCCUUUCAAGACUUUUCCCAGCUGUGUCCUUAUGCUGCUGCCGGUCGCUGUUACUAUGAGGACAACUGCCCCUAUCUCCAUGGUGACCAGUGUGAGGUGUGCAGGCUACAGGUGCUACACCCACAUGACCCUGAGCAAAGGAGAGCUCACGAAAAGAUGUGCCUGCUGGCCUUCGAGAGUGACAUGGAGAAAGCGUUUGCUGCCCAGCUCAGCCAAGACAAGGUGUGUUCCAUCUGCAUGGAGGUGGUGGUGCAGAAGGUGAACCAGUCGGAGCGCAGGUUUGGGAUUCUUUCUUCCUGCUCGCACAUCUUUUGUCUGGCCUGCAUCCGACAGUGGCGCUGCACUCGCAACUUCAGCAACAAGAUCAUCAAGUCAUGUCCGGAGUGUCGCGUCAUUUCCGAGUUCGUCAUACCCUCAGUGUACUGGGUAGAAGACCAGGACGACAAGGACCACCUGAUAGAGCUGUUCAAGUCGGGAGUGAGCAAGAAAGCCUGCAGGUACUUUGACCAGGGUCGCGGCAUGUGCCCCUUUGGGGGUAAGUGUUUAUAUCUCCACGCUUAUCCGGACGGAACCCGAGCAGAACCCGAAAAGCCGCGGAAACAGCUGAGCGCCGAGGGAAACAUCCGGUUCAUGAACAACGUCCGGCUCUGGGACUUCAUUGAAGAGCGCGAGCAGCACCCUGGCCGACCUUUGCCCUCCCUCGACGAUGACAUCACAGAGCUGAGGGAGCUCUUCAUGCAGCUGUCGGCGCCGAGCCAAGACGGACCCGAUGCUCCGCCCGACCCAGAGCAGUAGCGACCAGAUAAGGACAGCGUUCCCGGGCAAACAAUGUGACGAGUUAGAAAGUGAGUUUUCUUGUGUGUAGAAGUAAAGUCGGCGUCCACACAGCAACACUUCUUUCCUGCCAGCUUGUAAAUGAAUUCAUGUAUUUAUAGGAGGUCACAACAGUCCAGUGGUUGCUUUACAUGACUCUGAGCUGUGUUUUAUUCUUGAUGUCAUCAAGCUAAUAAAAUUUGUUGUGUAGAACUGUA
Messenger RNA from Nerophis ophidion (straightnose pipefish), 1643 nucleotides. It is a transcript of the gene mkrn2, whose product is annotated as makorin, ring finger protein, 2. The transcript has 10 exons. Gene Ontology annotation, biological process: protein polyubiquitination. The record is from RefSeq and is a predicted model, not a curated record. The coding region runs from base 133 to 1407 and encodes 424 amino acids. NCBI's taxonomy places the organism in Eukaryota, Metazoa, Chordata, Actinopteri, Syngnathiformes, Syngnathidae. Gene Ontology annotation, molecular function: ubiquitin protein ligase activity; metal ion binding.